UUUUGUUAAGGCGCUCAAUGGCUGGAUCUAGUGGCAAUGCAAUUCAAAUUGGGAAAAAGCCUCUUAAAGACUUGAUCAGUGGUACAAGACGACAACAAUCAUCUUUUGGAAGAGUAUCACUACCUAUUCCCCCAGAGCGCCUUCAGGCUGAAGAUACUGUGAAAGAAAUGUCACUUGAUAUGUACAUUCAAGCUACACGAAAUGCAUUUGAUAUUGAUGGAAGAUACCAUGGUAUUUUGAUGAAUCACUUGACAUCCCACCUUCCUUUCAUUGGAAGAAAUGGUUCUAUUCCAGGAAAUUGGCUGGACCAUUUGGUUAGGUUCACUUUGGAAGUGUUUCCAUCUGAGGCACAAAUAUCUGGUGUGCCAGUAGAUGAAUAUUUGAAUCCUCAUCAAUGGCAGAAAACGACUCAAAAUUUCCUAUCAAUGAUUCUGAAUAAUUAACCACAAAUAGUGGUUAUUAAAAUUGUGUGGCUUUUUAAGGAGUGGAAAUUAAAACAAUCUUUGAAAAUGUCAUAUAUUCAGGCCCAGGAAACCUUGAGAGCAAUCAAAGUGUUUAAAAUUGCUUCAAGAA
This is a messenger RNA of Puccinia graminis f. sp. tritici CRL 75-36-700-3, 573 nucleotides long. RefSeq lists its product as uncharacterized. The transcript has 6 exons. NCBI's taxonomy places the organism in Eukaryota, Fungi, Basidiomycota, Pucciniomycetes, Pucciniales, Pucciniaceae. The record is from RefSeq and is a predicted model, not a curated record. The coding region runs from base 18 to 443 and encodes 141 amino acids.